CAUCCUCGGUCCUCCUUGUGCUUGCUCUCGCUCGCGCGCGCACGACACACACACUCACACUUGUAGUCACAGGCGGAAAUGGAUCUCCAAGCCCUUCAGAAAUAUCCCCCUUCCCCUUUCUACUUUCCCCAAGCGUCUGAGUCUCCCGCCUCUUCCAACACUCUCCCGCAUCUCAACUAGAGAUCUCAAAGUAUUAAGAGAAGAACACUGCCAAGCCCGUUAUUCGUUACCGGGCGACUCCGUGGCUCUCUCCAUUGCUGUCCCCGCGCACCUCCAACACGAGGUCCCAGCCCCUGAGUCUUCCCCCCAUCGCCUUCACCCUACCCUAACCCCGCGUCACCGUGGGCCACCGAGAGCCUUGGUGCUCUCCUCUCCUGGUCGCUGCCCUUCCCCCCACUUCCUCAGGCGUCGCCUGUGACCCAGGAGGAAGCCACUGCACUUCCUGGGGUGGGGGUGGGGAGUCUGUGGAUGCUCUGCCCCAAGGGGUCCCGCCAAAGCCCAGGUGCCAAGGGCAGAGAACCAGGGAAAACCCCUCGGAGGCUGAGCCCCAGAGACAGAGAGAUCCUGGGACACGGUGGGGGUGGGGGGAGAGUCAGAGCGAGAGAAGGUAUGCUGGGAAGGGCCAAGAGAGCAAGGCAAAGGGGGCAGAAAGACAUACUGGGACUCUGAGGCAGGGAGACACCCCAGGUGUGGCCUCACUGUCCUCCUCUGACAGAUGAGGGGCUCGAGUUCCAUUUUCUCCAAGGUCCCUGCCAGCGAAGACAUUCUGGCUUCCUCUCAGCCUCUGGGGAGGAGAAACGAACACAGAGGGAGAGAGAAAAGGCAGAGGGGCAGCCUAAGGGGCAGACUGAGCCAAAGCCAGCCUCCCAGGAGUCCAUGAAGUCAUCCAGGCUCUGUGAGGUAGAGCCUGGUCUGGCUUGGGCUAGGCUAAAGAGGAGAUCUGGAUGAAGGCAGAGCCCAAACAGGAGCUGCCCUGGACCCACAGACCAUCCCUCUCUAUAUCUCCAUAUCCCCAGAGCCAUGGAGAGGCAGGAGAGGUCCCUCCAGGACUUAGGGACGGCAGGGACCAGGGAAUCAGAGGAGGCAGGGGAACCCCAGAGCUCUGAGGAGACCAGUGGUCCACUGGGGGUUGAGGAAAUCAGGACCCCAGAGGGAUUUGAGGAGACCAGAGGCCCACAGGAGAGUGAAGAGGAGUUCAGGGGCCCAGAAGAGACUGAGCUUAGGGACCCAGAGGGAUCCAAGGAGAUUAGGGGCCAAGGGGAGACUGAGGAGAACAGGGACCCAGAGGAGACUAAAGGGAUCAGGAGCCCAGGGGACACUAAGGAGACCAGAGCUUCCAGGACCCUGAGGAGACCACAGGGGGUCAGGUGGCUAGAUGAGAUUUCAGAUAAGAGGGAGACCUCAGGGGACAUAGAAACUAAGGAUCUAGAGGAGAAUAAGGAGAACAGUAACCCAGAGGACACUAAGAACACCAGGGACCCAGAAAGAUCUGAGGCCAGGCCAGAGGAGACUGAGAUCAGGGAUCCAGGGGGAUCUGAGGGGACCAGGGGUUUAGUUUUAAAGAUAAGCUCAGUGACAAUUGGAGAGAGCAGAGAACCUGGAGAGACUGAGAAGACCAGGACCCAAGACAGUUCUCAGGAGCCUGAGAUCAAAGAUGCAGUGCCUUCUGAGAAAACCAACAGUUCUAGAAGGGCUGAGAAGACCAGCACUCGAUUCAGUUAUCUGGACAUUAGGGGCUCCAAGGAAACUAGGGGUUCAGAGAGGUCUAAGGAGACCAGGCACCUAGAGGAGCCCCAGGUUAAGAUCAUGGCGGAGAAGGGCUGCCUGAGCCUCAUCAAAUAUUUCCUCUUUGUCUUCAACAUCUUCUUCUUCGUCCUGGGCAGCCUCAUAUUCUGCUUCGGUCUGUGGAUCCUCGUGGACAAGAACAGCUUUGCCUCCUUCCUGGGCAUGUCCUUUACACCGCUGAAAGUGUGGUCCUAUGCCAUGGCCAUCUCUGGGAUCUUCACGGGCAUCCUGUCUUUCCUCGGCUGCCUUGGCGCCCUCAAGGAGAUCCGCUGCCUCCUUGGCCUCUACUUUGGUCUUCUGCUGUUGCUGUUUACCGCCCAGAUCACAAUAGGAGUCCUCAUCUACACCCAGCAUGGCUCCCUGGAACGGAAGGUGAAGCUUAUCGUCCUGGACGUUAUCGAGAACUACCACAAGUACCCAGACGCGUACAGCACGGCUGAGAACUGGGAUUUUGUGCAGUUCCAGCUCCGCUGCUGCGGCUGGGACUCUCCCCAGGACUGGUGGCUGGCGUCCUCCCUUCGGCCUAAUGGCUCGGCCCCCAGCGGCGGGGAAAGAGCCUUCACCUCCUCCCCCACCACCCGGAGCAGCAGCUUGAUGUCCCCGAACAGCAGCUUGAUGUCCCCGAGCAGCCAAACGCUGGGGCCGGUUCCGCGAGUGCCCUGCUCCUGCCAGAACACAUCGGUGAUCAUGGGCGCCCCCCCGAGCCCUGCGGAGGUCUCCAAAGUCAGCCAGCCUGCCCCUGGGCCUGGGGCCAAGGCCAGCAGGGUCCUGCCGGGUCCCGGCGUCCCCGGGACCGCUACCCGACUGCACUCGGGCGAGCUGUGCUCCUUGCCAGCAGAUAGCUCGGUUUACCAGGAGGGCUGCUCUCGAAGCCUCUACACGUGGCUGCACAACAACCUCAUCUCCAUCGUGGGCAUCAGCCUGGGCCUGGGGCUGCUCGAGGUGGUGGCGUUGGGGCUGACGCUGGCGCUGCUGCCAUACGCCAGGGGCUGGGACACCGGGCGCCAGGGGAUGGAGGGCGAGUCAUCUACUGCAGGGGAGGGCGGGAACAACGGGACAGGGGCGACCUUGCCCACCUGGUGCACAGCCAACAGGUGCCCUUCGUGGGGAGCCCCAGUGCCGAGUCGCCUACCCACCGUGAUGGGGCGCUGGCUGCCACGGGAGCGUCGGACCUCGCGGCAGUCGUUUAUCUCGUCCGUGUGCAGGCUAGGGCCCCAGGGCCCUGAAUAAAGGAUUGGCUCAGACCCAGGACCGGCGAUGCCCUGCUUCUGUACCCGCCGGCCCUGACUCUGGCCUCUCCCCCUGCGUCUGUGCCCCGAUCGGCGAGCCCUGACCCCACACCCACCCUUAUCCUUAGCCCAUUGCCGACUCCCUUUCUGACCCACUCGUGUCUCCUUCCUCUCU
Messenger RNA from Monodelphis domestica (gray short-tailed opossum), 3189 nucleotides. RefSeq names its product CD37 molecule (gene CD37). Gene Ontology annotation, cellular component: plasma membrane. Lineage: Eukaryota; Metazoa; Chordata; Mammalia; Didelphimorphia; Didelphidae. The record is from RefSeq and is a predicted model, not a curated record.